Adineta steineri is the source of this 699-nucleotide messenger RNA. The record is from the annotation of a GenBank genome assembly. NCBI's taxonomy places the organism in Eukaryota, Metazoa, Rotifera, Eurotatoria, Adinetida, Adinetidae.
AUGGAUUCAACUAUACAUAAUAGUAAUAAUGGUAUUUCAUCCAAUAUUGAUAAUACACUAAGUCCAGAUGGUCAAGAAAAUGUUUCAGAUUCACUUUUGGAUACAUCAGAAAUGGGUGAUGAAGCUGAUCUUGAUACAAUGCGUAAACGUAUAAGAGAAAUGGAAGAAGAAGCUGAAAAAUUAAAACAAAUGCAACUUGAAGUUGAAAAACAAAUGCAAUUACCUGGUACACCAGGAACACCUCCAUUUCCAACCAUCGAAGAAAAAAUGGAAGCUGAUUUACGAUCAGUUUAUGUUGGAAAUGUUGAUUAUUCAGCAACAGCACAAGAACUAGAAAAUCAUUUUCAUGGCUGUGGUUCUAUUCAUAGAGUUACUAUUUUAUGUGAUAAAUUUACUGGGCAACCAAAAGGUUUUGCUUAUGUUGAAUUCUCCGAUAAGGAUUCUGUACAGACUGCACUUGCUCUUGAUGACUCAUUGUUUAAAGGACGUCAGAUUAAAGUCACUGAAAAACGAACAAAUCGACCUGGUGUAUCAACAACUGAUCGACCGCCACGUGGUGCAAUUCGUGGGUUUGGACGUGGUCGAUUUCCUCGUGGUGGUGCUUAUAUGCCUUAUGUAUCUGCACCUUAUCGUGGUCGUAUUGCUCGACCGUUUUUUCGUGGUCGUGGUCGAUCAAGUUAUUUUUAUUCACCUUAUUAA